AUGGACGACAAGGACCUGUUGGCCUAUUUCCGCAUGCAGUACAGGCAGAACCUCCUGACCUUGCUCAGGAAACUCAGACUGACAGAGGAGGACUCCCUGUCUCCAUUUAUUCGCCUCCAGGAGAAGAAGAAACAAGCCCGACUGAUGCAAAAGGCUCUGGAGGUGAAGGAAGAGGCCUUCAAGGAGAGGAUGAAAGUCAUAACCUGCCGGUGGAGGGACCUCCACGCGAAAGAGGCUCAGCUGAAAACCUACAUGGAGAAAUCUGGGAGGAUUUUAAAGGAAAAUGAUAAGAUGCGAAUCCAAGCUCUGAAGAAAGCCAGCAAAGAGAGAGAGAGGAAGAUGCAAAAGGAGAGUGAGCUUUUGAGAGCUAAGAGGGAACUGGAAACCCUGAGAAAUAAGCACCAGAAACUCUGCAACAAAGUGCAGAAGUACUCCAUCUUCAACAAGUACCUGGAGGAUGUGGUGAAGAUCUCACAGUUUGAGGAGAUCCAGGAAGUCAUUUGGCGCUACAAGACCCUGGUGAGGAUGCACAAGGACCUGCUGCAGGCACAACAAGGACACAAGGAUAUGUCUGAGCAAGCCAAGGUGCUCCUGGACCAGUACAUGGCAGAGAAAGAAGCUGAGAUCCUGCAGUACAAAGAUGAGCUGGUGCAGCUCCAACUACGUUUUGACCAGGCUCAAAGUGACGUCCUCCCCUGGGUGAGGAAAUGUGGGGAGACUCGCUGGGCCGACACCCAGAACACGACUGCUGAGAAAACCCUGAAGCUGGGGACCAUCAAGAUGGCCAUCCUCAACCUCUUCCAGUGCCUGAGCAUGCAGCUGAAAGCAAACCUGAACGUGCCGGUGGAUGACAGCCACAGACAGCUGAAAAUGAUUCAGCAGUUUAUCCAAGACCUCACAGACAUCUCUAUGGAGGUGAAACAGAAGGACAUGCAGAACCACCAGUGA
Messenger RNA from Aptenodytes forsteri (emperor penguin), 948 nucleotides. RefSeq names its product coiled-coil domain containing 42 (gene CCDC42). Gene Ontology annotation, biological process: spermatid development. The coding region runs from base 1 to 948 and encodes 315 amino acids. The transcript is spliced from 7 exons. The record is from RefSeq and is a predicted model, not a curated record. Lineage: Eukaryota; Metazoa; Chordata; Aves; Sphenisciformes; Spheniscidae.